This is a messenger RNA of Actinia tenebrosa (Australian red waratah sea anemone), 2776 nucleotides long. RefSeq lists its product as uncharacterized. NCBI's taxonomy places the organism in Eukaryota, Metazoa, Cnidaria, Anthozoa, Actiniaria, Actiniidae. The record is from RefSeq and is a predicted model, not a curated record.
AUGUUCGAAAAGUGCAAAGAACAUCAAGAAAAACACCUCAACGGAAGAAAAGCUAUAACAUUUGAUGACAAUGGAGUGCCAAGAAUCUCCCAUGAACUUUUAGAGCAUGUUAUCGAACAAAUUCUACCAAGAAGUGAAGUCUACACCAUCAUGAUCUUAAAGUUAACUAUCAUUAUUUUGUUUCUGGUUUUGACGUUUUCGUCAAUUCUGAUUUACGAGAAGUCUAGUUUAAAUGAGUCAACGAAAGCACUGGCUGUCUUAAUGACUGGACUUUUGCCUAAAGUGUUCGAGGUAUUUAGCGAAGGAAGUUCCUACUGGAAUUUGGUUGAAACAGAAAACGCUUGCCGAAUCGAGAAAAUCGUGAAGGAUUUCUUGAGCCAAACUCAGGGCGAUAUAAAAUCUAACAUUGAAGACAUCCCUGUUACAACCAAGCACAGUCACCAUUUCAUAUCAAGUUCUGUUGAGGAAGAAAGUAAUCCGAGUCACAUGAGGCGCAAAACAAGAAUCAUUAUGCCAUCUGAUGACGAUGAUAAAGAUGUAUCUUUAGAAAUUCUUAGGGAAGGCAGAGAGUUCACUUUAUCACGUCGUCAACUAUCUCAACUCAAUACCCCAAGAACCAAUUCAAGCCUGUCCAAUUAUUUGUUAAUGCCGAAUAAAAAACCCAACGCUGACCCACUUAAAAUGAAUGAGAUACCCCCCGAGUCCACCAUCGAAAGGUGUGAAAAGGAAUUGUUGUCCCAAAAGAACAGUGUCGCGUAUUUCAAAAGUUAUGGAAGUUUUGAUUUGGCAGGUAUACGUUUAAUGAAGAAGCUAGUUUGGCUGCAUGAAAUUAAGAGCAAAGUUGCAUUUGAAACUACCUGGUUGCAGUUAGCCUUUAAAUACCACAGUUUGGAAGACCGCAAAAAAGUUGAGGUGGCUCUUCUCGACAGUGUUGUGAAUGGACGUCCCUUCAAAAUCGGACAUUUUCAGUGCAACAUUUCAGCGUUUGAGCUGUCAACACUCUGUGGAGAAGGAUAUCUGUGUGAUGAGACUAUCACUUUUAUGGUGAAUUUGUAUUGUGCAAGAGCCAAUGAAUCAAAAGGGAAAGCUGCCUUUUUUGUACUCGACCCAUUACUAGUUGAAGGAGACAGCCAGUUUGAGGCAAUACUAAGAAAUGCAUUCUUAGACAUCAACAUCAAAGAAGUGGAAGCUUUCUUUUGGCCAUAUUAUAUGCGCACUAAAAAACAUUGGGGUCUCUGUGUUUUCUGGUUAGCAGAAGCAACAAUCCGUUUUGAUGAUGGCCUCCAUUGUCCUAUUUCCAAUGAGUUGAAGAAAUGGUGUAACCAGAUACUUGACACUUUACAUCACAUCACUGGAGAGACCACACUGUGUUCUAGUGCUUGGAGCUUUGCAAGGUUUAAAGAACCCAUGCCAGAUCAGAUAGUGCAUGAGAAACAAGAACAUGGAACUGGAAGCUGUGGCGUCGGUGUUAUUCUUGCUGCAAGGGAUUUAAUCCAUGGCAUUCCAUUUGUAUGGACAUUCAAAAACGCAAUGUAUCAUCGUGCAGCCAUAAUGUUAGAUAUUGUAAAUUUUGCUCAAAGUUCUAUGGCGUAAUUUCAAAGUGACACUCUUCACAUAUGAAUACAAACACUUCCCACUAAAAACUUCACAGAACAAUGUUUUGGCAUCUUGUCAACAUUACCACACAGUGUUGUAAAAAUGUGAAGUGUAUUGGCAUUAAUAACCUGUACAUAUCAUAAUUUUAACCACAUAAGUCACAGAACUGUGCUAUUUAGAUAGCUGGUUGAAUCGGUGUUGGAAAGGUCGUUGGGCCCUCUUGUAACGAUGGGUCAUCGAUAAGUCUCGAUGAGGACACAACACCGUCGAAUCCUUCUGGUGACCAACUUCCUACAACAAGCAUUAAUGAACGCAAUCAAUCUACUUUGGAGGGUACUCCGGUACCCAAAACGGCCCAUUCCAACGUCAGAAGUAAAAAAUUCAUCGAUGGUAACAGUAGGAACCCAGACGAGCAUAUGUUGGUCGUAAGCGCUGAUGUUAAUCCCAGGGUGCAAAGUAUUAACAGCUGUAAUAGUGAUGAUUCAAGUGAUGAUGAAACGGUUCCGUUACUUUCGGGACAAUCGAGGAAUCGUAUGAUGUAGGACCAUAGCGAUGGAAUACCGUAUUCUUCUUGUAUCAAAUCUGACCUUAGUGAACAAUAUGUAUGCAUCCGAUCCUUGGAAUUAAACGAUGACUGUUUUUACACGUGACCUUCAGAUGGCUGCAUUGCUUCCAGGUGCGUGUUCCACUUUUUCUCAUUGUCGUGAAGAUAAAACAAGGGCACUAGAAUACCUAUAGUGGUUGGAUUUUUAAAGCCUUUCCUCCCGAUUAUUUGAAUCAAGAUCGUUAUACAUGUUUACUCAUAGAGUCUUUGUGUUUAGUCCUUUACUGCAAAGGGUUUCUAAAAUAACCGAUCAGUACUUAGCUUUGUACGUACCAACGACAACGGCGCGACCGUGGGUUUUGCAUUGCACAAUGGUGAUACUCAACCGCCUGUCAAUUACAGGACAUUAUUAUAGUCAAUGAAAUCGUUAUUAAAGGGUAGUUUGAUUGAAUAUAUUAAUGCUCCGCGCCCGGGGCUCCGCGAUUGACAGACGGUUGAGUAAUACUGAGGUAAUGAAUACCUCGCGGUCGAGUUACGUGACCUAGUGCCUUUGUACCGAUGAACGAUUCUGCACGAACUGAUCGACUAGUUCAGGUAUUUGACUAAAACAAUUAGUCCUAUGAGUCAAUAGACCGU